Molecule: messenger RNA, 3267 nt
Organism: Dentiscutata erythropus
Lineage: Eukaryota; Fungi; Glomeromycota; Glomeromycetes; Diversisporales; Gigasporaceae
Source: the annotation of a GenBank genome assembly
AUGCAUAUGCCUUAUGGGACGCGAACCUUAAAAAAUAAUCAGAAAGCAAAGCUUGUCGCUGAUUACCAAGAUUUAUUAAAAGAAUUAUCAACACAAGACAUAAAGUCUGUGGGUAAUUAUAUCCUAGAGGAUACAAUUGGUGAAGGAACAUAUGGAAAAGUAAAACUAGCGACUCACAAAUUGACUGGUCAAAAAGUCGCCAUAAAAAUAAUACCUAAAAUUCACGCGGAAAAUCUAACGAGAGAGAUACAUCAUCAUCGAUAUUUACAUCAUCCUAAUAUCAUUUCCUUAUUCGAAGUUAUACCAACUGAAAACAAAAUUUAUAUGGUAUUAGAAUAUUGUGAAGGGGGUGAAUUAUUUGAUUUUUUAGUUAAUCGAAAACGCCUAAAAGAAAAUCUAGCCAGAAAAAUGUUUGGACAAUUAUGUCGGGCAGUUAAAUAUUGUCAUGACAGAAGAGUGGUUCAUAGGGAUCUUAAACUAGAAAACAUUCUUCUCGAUGCUCAUAAAAAUAUAAAAUUAGGUGAUUUUGGCUUUACAAGAGAAUAUGAAAGUAAAAAAUUAUUAGAGACGAUAUGUGGUUCAACAGAAAUGCUCAUCGGUAAAAAAUAUUCUGGUCUAGAAAUCGACAUAUGGUCGUUGGGGGUUAUUCUAUAUACGCUGCUCUGUGGCUCACUUCCUUUUGAUGAUGAUGAUGAGAAUGAAAUGAAACUAAAAAUAAUGAAAGGCGAAUAUGAAAUGGGUGAAUUUUUAUCAGAUGAAGUUGCCGAUGACGAAUCCAUAUCCUCUCUAGAAGAGAAAAAUGAAAAGGAACCUAUGAAACAAGCAACGAUAAUACGAUCGGGAAAUAAUAAUGACGCAAUGAGUCAUCUUGAACGACAGCGGCAGGAAAUUUUUUUAGCGACGAAAAAACAAAAUAUACAAAACUAUUAUCCAAAUGGAUUUACUCGUAAAGGUAAUGACAUCGCGCCUUCUGCAUUUCAAACGCGAUUGGCAGGAAUGGCAACUGCGAUAGAUAGUGGUUCUACUAGUGCUUCUACAACUCGGAAAACUUUGGGACCUUCAACUUCAAAGUCAUCUAGAAGGUCUUCGAUUGAUAGUAAGACUUUUAAUGAAAAAAUAUUUUUUACAACUCCUGAAGAAAAAGAACUAUUAGAAAAACUUGAAGGUUUAGGUUUUGAUGUUCAAGCCAUAAAAAAUAGUGUUCUGGAAGGUAAUGUGGACUCUGCGAGUGGACUUUGGUGGCUUUUAUUAACGAAACUAAGAGAAAAAAGGAAGAUUGAAGGUGCUCAAAGUUCAGUGACAAUGGUGGACGUUGCUGUUGGUACUAGUGGGGAUGAGUUAGAAAUUGCAGAUGAUAUUGAGGAGGAACCUGAUAGUAUGGACUCACCUGUCGAUAGUAAUAGGUCAUCUCAAGAUGAUGAUUAUGAUGGAAAGAUAGCUAUAAAUUCCAUGAAAGUUCCGGAAAAGAUGCUACCACCUACACCACCACCGAAAACUUAUCACACAGCUCCAGCUUCACGCGAAAGACGAAAAUCUUUGAUCCUUUCACUGCCAGAGGCGGUUGAACCUGUUUUGACAACUAUUACUGCUACAGCAUCACCACCACUGUCACCUAAAAAAUAUUCAUCUUUUACUAGUCCAUUAAGUUCACGGUCAGUAAGCCCUAUACCACAUAUAUCUGUCACUCCAAUAACAAUACAGCUACCUAACAAUAAAGAUAAUAGAAAGAAAAGUAUAUUAUCGACAAUUAAGGGAUGGUUGGGUGGUUCUAGUCAGCAGCAGAAUAAUAAAGAUUUGAAUAGCCCUUAUAAAAAAAGCGUGCUGAACUUGACUGAAAGUGGAGUUUUGGUUCCUGCUGAUGUCGCACGUUCACGAACGCGUCUUAACAAAAGGAAUGAUAGUAAAACACCAUUAUCAUAUGAUAGUGCUAGUAACUAUAACAUUCGAAGAAGAUCAUCUUCGAUAUCUCGUGGUGGGUCAAUAAGAGACAAGAAAAAGAAGAAUCGAAAUUCUUUUCAGGGUAACAAAAGUCGUCGUUCAAGUACUGCACCUUUGUCUAUUCCUCCUGUUACACCUUCUGUUGUUCUUUCAAAUAAUUCCCCAAUGGGUAUGUCACCUAUCCCCGGGACACCACCAGCGGUUAGGCAUAAAACCAUGUUUACCAUUAAUCGUAGAAACCCAUUUGCUUAUAAUACAGGAAAUUCAUGGGGACGUAAACAAGUAAAACGACGGAGUACUGGAGGAAGCUCAAUUAGCAGCAUACAGGAAAAUUUUGAAGCUGAUGUCGGAUCAGGAUCAGGCUCAUCUGAGAAUGCUAAUAAUCAUCAAGAUAAGGACACUUUUGAAACAAGUGCGAUAGAGAACAUUACUGAUGAUAUUGUAAAAAAUGAUACGUUAACUAUAGAUGGACAGACAAUAAUAAAUAACAACUCUGAACCGUCGAUAUCUAAGCAGAAGAAAAUAGAUGUACAAAAAGUAGAUGAGUCGUCACAUAAAAUAAAAGAGGAUGUGACCUCCAGUGAUGACGGUGAGGAAUCUGAUAUAUUUAUUGAUGCUUCAAGUGAAAUUGCAUCUCACCCACGAUCCCGUACGCCAUCACCAUCACAUUUUGCUGCUGCAUCCCCUUUAUCUAAUGAUUCACCUAUACUUAAACCCUACGGAACUAUCAUAAAUCCACUCACUUUUCCUUAUACCCUAUUCCAUAAUUCCAAUUUAACUUCUAUAAUAUCAUCGACACCAGUCUCCCCACCUUUAUCUCCAGCGGAUAGCAAUGCCGAAGUUUCACCUACAUUACCAAAAAAAGGUCACCAACGUCUUAACUCAUUACCUACUACGCUGAAUUCAAGAUCAGGAGGGAAACAGAGAGACGUUUACAUUUCACCUAUUGAAAAGACGCAGGUUCCUGCACAAUUAAUGAUGGAUUUUGUGUCCACGCCACCAGACUCACCAAAAUUGCCAUCACCAAUAAUAACGUCUUCCUUAUCAUCGACAGCACCACAUCCGCACACAAACAGAUCUUCACAGUUGCGCCACCAUCAUAACCGUUCACAUUCUUCCCCAAUUAUUGGAAACAAUAUAAAUAAUAGCAAGACGGAGGAUAUUACUUCGCAUAAUGAAACAUCCGAGAAAGAUUCUCCGCCCUCGCCGCCAAAUGGGCUCAAUAAUGCGAAGCUACUUUAUGUGAGUUCAAGUAGCCCUCUAAGCAAUCCACGGAGACCAAAUAUAAUGAAACCUUCAGUGAUCGUGGAGGAAGAGGAAGAAGAGUGA